ACCGACAUCGCCGUCCCCUAGUGAUGACGUAUACCGCCUAGCCGCUAAUGAAAGAAAAUGCAGCAAGCUAAGCUUCUGAAAUAAGAGUUGGAUUUCACAUAAAUCCAUAUCAUCCUGCUUUCAUAAUGACCAACCGGACAUCUUAUUUUUAUGACCCGGACGUGGGAAACUUUCAUUAUGGUGCCGGUCACCCCAUGAAACCUCACCGUCUGUCGCUCACUCACAGCUUGGUGUUGCACUAUGGACUCUACAAGAAAAUGAUGGUUUUCAAGCCCUACAAAGCUUCUCAGCACGACAUGUGUCGGUUCCAUUCUGAAGAAUACAUCGACUUCCUGCAAAAGGUCAGCCCCAACAACAUGCAGGGUUUCACGAAGAGUCUCAACGCAUUCAACGUGGGAGAUGACUGUCCCGUGUUUCCGGGUUUGUUUGAGUUCUGUUCAAGAUACACGGGAGCAUCUUUACAGGGAGCUACACAGCUUAACCAUAAGAUUUGUGACAUUGCCAUAAACUGGGCUGGAGGGCUGCAUCAUGCCAAAAAGUUUGAGGCCUCUGGGUUUUGUUAUGUCAACGACAUCGUUAUCAGUAUCCUGGAGCUUCUGAAGUAUCAUCCCAGAGUUCUGUACAUCGACAUCGACAUUCACCAUGGCGACGGCGUCCAGGAGGCCUUUUACUUGACAGACCGAGUCAUGACUGUGUCUUUCCACAAAUACGGAAACUACUUUUUCCCUGGAACAGGCGACAUGUAUGAAGUGGGAGCAGAGAGCGGCCGCUACUACUGCCUUAAUGUUCCGCUUAGAGACGGCAUCGAUGACCAGAGCUACAGGCAGUUGUUCCAGCCGGUUAUCAAACAGGUGGUGGACUACUACCAGCCCACUUGCAUCGUCCUGCAGUGUGGAGCAGAUUCUCUGGGCUGUGACAGACUGGGCUGCUUCAACUUAAGCAUACGGGGACACGGUGACUGUGUGGAGUUUGUAAAAGGUUUCAAGAUUCCUCUGCUGGUCUUGGGAGGAGGGGGAUACACUGUGAGGAAUGUAGCUCGCUGCUGGACCUUUGAGACGUCUCUGCUAUUGGACGAAUCCAUCAGUGAUGAGCUGCCCUAUAGUGAGUAUUUUGAGUACUUUGCUCCAGACUUCACUCUACAUCCUGAUGUCAGCACUCGGAUAGAGAACCAGAACUCCAGACAGUAUCUGGAGCAGAUCCGCCAGACUGUUUUUGAAAACUUGAAGAUGUUGAACCACGCACCCAGCGUCCAGAUCCACGAUGUCCCAUCUGACAUGCUGAGCUAUGAGCGUAACGAUGAGCCUGACCCUGAUGAGCGGGGAGCCGAGGAAAACUACACAAGGCCAGAAGCAGCAAACGAGUUCUAUGAUGGAGACCACGACAACGACAAAGAGAGUGAUGUCGAAAUUUGAGCUGAGUCUUCAAAAGCUGAAGAAGUUAAGAGAAUCACUCGGUCCUCAGAGACAUCUCUGCUGGACUACAUGUUGCUUUUGUUUUUACAGCAGCAUAAAAUCCUUUUUUUAUGACAGAUGCAGAAACAUUUGAUACGUGUAUUUUCUUCCUUGUAUGUGCAAAUAAUUGUCACUUAAACUUUCUUUCAUGUUACAUUCAAAAUGAAAUAUUUUUAGCCUUUGAAGAAGAGAACAGUGACUCAUUUGAUGUGUAAUAAAUUGAACUGAAGCAUUUUUCUGUAUGAUUUCACCUUUUGAAACUCACUGAAGGAAGUAAAACCUGCUCACUUUUUCAGUCA
Molecule: messenger RNA, 1750 nt
Organism: Nothobranchius furzeri (turquoise killifish)
Lineage: Eukaryota; Metazoa; Chordata; Actinopteri; Cyprinodontiformes; Nothobranchiidae
Gene: hdac3
Product: histone deacetylase 3
Cellular component (GO): nucleus
Molecular function (GO): histone deacetylase activity
Source: RefSeq, a predicted model, not a curated record